Parascedosporium putredinis is the source of this 1161-nucleotide messenger RNA. The record is from the annotation of a GenBank genome assembly. NCBI's taxonomy places the organism in Eukaryota, Fungi, Ascomycota, Sordariomycetes, Microascales, Microascaceae.
AUGGAACAAAACACUCUUAAGAGGCGCGGAGUAGGCCUCAUCGGGGUUGACAAGGCCCGGUCUUUUGGAGGUUACACACUGUUCUGUCCCUUGACCAGCGACGUCGCACAUCUCGUCGACAUUGACGGGAAGGAGGUCCACACGUGGAAGCUCCCCGGUCGAGUCGGCCGCCAUGCUAGGAUCCUCCCCAACGGAAACCUUGCCGUCAACACACUCCGGUCGUGCCAGCAGACGACCGAGGACGGCGGCCCAUUUCCCUUUCCCUUCUUCAACAAGUAUGGCGGCGGAAUAAUGAGCGAGCUCGACGCUGAUAGCAAAGUCGUUCGACAAUUCGUCGAUCCCAUGGGACACCAUGACCAAUAUCACUUUGGCGAUGGCCGGAUGCUGUAUGCAUCGCUCGAGCCGCUCUCCCGUGAGGAUUCCGCCAAAGUGCUUGGCGGUGUCCCCGGCUCGGAAAUCGAUGGCAUCACCUACGCCGACAUGAUCAAUGAGGUUGAUGAGAACGGCAAGCUUGUUUGGCAAUGGAAGGUUUCCGAACGGUUGCCACGGGACGAAUUUCCACUCCAGCCCCACUACACCAGGGAACACUACCCCUUGAUUAACUCCGUCCUUCCUUUGCGCGACGGGAAGCACAUUCUCGCGUCGCUGCGAUCGGUAUCCGCAGUCAUCAUUAUUGAGAAGUCUACUGGGAACAUUGUAUGGAAGCUUGGCUCCGACGUUCUCGCGCAGCAGCACAACGCGACGGAGCUAGAUAAUGGAAAUAUCCUCAUCUUCGACAAUGGUGCAUUCCGAAACGGCGAGUCCAUCACCUAUACCAGAGCCAUCGAGGUAGAUCGGGCCACGAAGAAGAUUGUGUGGGAGUAUCGCGAUCGCUCGCAAAUGAUCUCCUUCUUCACACCAUUCAUGGGCAGUGCCCAGCGGCUACCGAACGGGAACACGCUUUUGUGCGAAAGCGGUUUUGGUCGCCUAUUUGAGGUCACCCAGGACGGGACCAUUUGUUGGGAGUAUGUCAACCCUCACUUCGCUCCGUACCCCGAUGAGGCUACGGCGACUAUAUUCCCAGGAGAGUCGAAUGCCCUGUUUCGGGCAUAUCGGUACGGGGCUGAGGAUAUCCCUUGGCUACAAAAGAAGUUGGGCCGUAGCUGGUGGCCGUGGUCAUGA